Physella acuta is the source of this 3048-nucleotide messenger RNA. RefSeq names its product low-density lipoprotein receptor-related protein 2. The record is from RefSeq and is a predicted model, not a curated record. NCBI's taxonomy places the organism in Eukaryota, Metazoa, Mollusca, Gastropoda, Physidae.
AUGGGCCAUACGGAGUCGCCGCCCGUUUCUUGGCUCCCGGAGACAGGAGUCCUGAGCAUGGCAGUGGACACAAGGCGGAACCACCUGUUUUAUUUCUCUGCUCAAACUAAGUCAAUUUUUAAAGUGAAUAUCCCAAACCAUAUUGACCCGUUAGAGAAUAUUACCAAAAGAGAGAUUGUGACGUCAUGCAUGGCAAGGGUUAAAGCGAUGGCCGUGGACGAGUUGGCCGGUGGGAACCUGUACUGGCUGGACACGGCCUACAGACGUAUCAUGGUGUCACGUGACGAUGGCCGCUACCACAAGGUGCUCCACUUUCAGAACAUCACCGAGCCACGUGACCUGGCCAUACACAGUUACCGGAAAUUCCUGUUCUGGAUAGAUGCCCCAAAAGACAAUCCAAGAAUCGAGAGGUCGGAUCUUGACGGUCAGCGUCGUGUUGUUAUUUUACAAGGGGGAGGUUUUCUUGGGCGUCCGGACGCUUUGGCUCUUGACAUCGGCAGGAGCAUUUUGUACUGGAGCGACGGCUACUCGCUGUGUCAGGCUGACCUUGAUGGCCGAAUGCUGGCGGACUGUCAGAGACGGGGCCACAGGGCCAUGGCCAUGGAUGUCAUGCACGACUAUGUAAUUUGGACGAAUCUGAUUGGUGGAGUCUCGUCAGCUGACGUGCACACGGACGGGCCAUUGGUCAAUGUUGUCUCCUCCCCCCAGCACUCGGACAUACAGUUCAGUGAUCUGGUAUACUUACACCAGUCUCUGAAGAUCUCUGGGAAAGACCCUUGUAUCCAGUACGUAAGUAUAGAGAGCAGCACCGCCCCUCACCAACCAUCUCCCGGCGCCUUAAAAGACACCACCGUCACGGGGAACUCCACAGACGGGAACUUGACCGGAAGUCUGACAAGAGACCAAGGUCUCAGCUCCACCAAGAAGAAGAAAACCUGCGCGCACCUGUGCCUGCAGUCCCAGACAGGCGCGACCUGCACGUGUGCUUUAGGCUACUGGCUCAAGCCUAAUGGAGGCUGUGUCGAGGGAGUGACCUACGACCACUAUCUGCUGUUCUGUGACCUGGUGACGGGUCAUCUAUACCGACAGUUUAUUCUCUUGCCGGACUAUUACAAUGUCAAGGUCGCCGGGAACGCCCACGCCAUCGACGUGGCGCUGGACAGCUAUGAGAGAAGAAUGUACUGGGUGGAUGCCAAGACCAACCUUGUCUUCUCCGUCCACCUGAAUGGGACUGGUCAAACUGUGGUUUUCUCUGGGGAUGAGACGCUCAACGUGACAAAAAUUUACCUGGCCCCGAGGUCACGUCUGCUGUACAUCGUUUCCUCCAACGGUGACGUGGCUCUCAUGAGCCUGGUGACGUCAUACUUCCGGCUGAUCGUCAGGCAUCCCGGCUGGAGAGUCAAUGACCUGACGGUGGAUGAGGAAUCCAGGCGGAUGUACCUGGCGGCCACCAGCAAAAACAUCCACGCCAACAGGUACCUGGUCAGGGACUACGGCGCCAUCUUGUGUGCGGACAUGGACGGGGUCAACCUCCUGGAGAUGUACGCGUAUCCGGGAUGUCCUGCGGGAAUUACCGUUCAUAACGGAAAACUACUGUGGACCGACCCCGACCAGCAGGCCAUCUUCCAGGCCUACAACAAGCGGAGCACCUACAUCCACGCCAACUCCGUCUACACCGACGGCAACGACGGCACCAUCGUCACGACGCUGGUGCACCUGGACGAGAGUUCGAAUCCCGGCGAGAUCAUGGUGGCCGGGGACUUUGUCUACUUCACUGACAGGUUCAGACAGGCGGUUCAAAGAUUUCGAUGGGACAAACCAAAAGUCAUCACUAACGCAGGUUUUCCUUACCUCAACGAAAUCGCUGGAAUCAACUUGUUCAACUCCAGUCACGUGACAGAGCCGUACACCCAGACGGGAUGUGAGGAGAUCUGGGUGCCCAAACCCCACAACACCCAGACCUGCUUGUGCCAGUGGGGAGGGGACGGGGUGGAUCAUUACUGUCACAGCGCCCAUGUUGCUAUUUAUAACGUCGCUUUAAAAUACGGUCUCUGCCUCAUCAAGCCACAGGCCAACGGUGAGGUGCACGGGGGUCAGGUGGGGUCCUACGUGCUGAAGGGUUCUAAAAUUGUCGUGGUGUGUGACCCCGGGUACCUGCUCAACGUGACCAAGCGGAGGAGUGAGACACGAGAGUGUGUGGGUGAUCAGUGGGACAGUGGGGACGUGUGUACAUCAGCCAUAAAAUAUCAGAUUCGCGGUGACAUCACUCGUGGCUACGUCAUCUUCAACGAAUCAACUACCUUCGUGGUGCCGCCUGACGUCACAAAUGUUGACGUCAUCUGUAUCGGUGGAGGCGGGGGUGGGUAUGACGCAUGUGACAACAAACAUGGCCGAAACGGCAGCGACCGCGCAGGCGCGGGAGGAACAUCCGCCUUUGGGAAAUACUUGAGAGCUUUCGGAGGUCAAGGCGGUUCUCAGCACGAAGGUCAGAGUUCAUUCUGUUUUAAGUUUAAAGCGGCCGUGGGGGGUACCGGCAUGAUCUUCUUUGGUGGAAGCGGCAGCCUCAGCUCCAGCUGUCUGGGCGGUGGAGCAGCCGGACAGACACAUCCACCAAAGCCGUGCCAGCUGGGACAAUCCACCUGCCUGUUCUGUGGCGCCGGCGGGGUCAUGCCGACCUGUUCCGUCUGCCGGUUCCGGUCCGGCGGCUGCGGCGGUGCCGGAAGCGAACCGGGACAAGUGCCGGGCGCGGCUGAUAACUACGGAGGCGGCGGUACGGGGUUGUUUGGUGGAGGUGGGGGAGGGGGAGGAGGGUUUUCCAGGAAUCUGAUUCAGGUGACCCCACGCGAGCUGAUACCUAUUACCAUCGGGACGGCGGGGUCGCCUUCUGCUAAACCGGCGGGGGACGGGGUGGUGGUGGUGGGGUGGGGUGACCGCCUGGAGAGGCUGGUCGACGCCAAGAAAGUCUCGGAGACCACAUGCAAGCCGUUCACCUACAGCUUGGCAGAUAAUGAGGUCGUGGAAAAGUUCAGGCAAAAAUGUCUGUCAUAA